CUCUUCCCGCUCUGCUAUGUGCCUUGGUCGGCUCUGUAAAGGGAGUGCUGACUCUUUUUUCCCCUUUGCCCUGUUUCUUUAAUUACAAGUUCUGAAUCCUAGGUAUCCGCCUUGCGGGUCCGGGGGCUCCAAGAUGGACAAAGUCUGUGCGGUUUUUGGAGGUUCCCGGGGGAUCGGCAGGGCUGUAGCCCAGUUAAUGGCCAAGAAGGGUUAUCGCCUGGCGAUCGUCUCCAGAAACCUGGAAGUGGCCAAAGCCGCCGCCGGCGAGCUCGGCGGAAACCACUUGGCCUUUAGCUGUGAUGUUGCAAAGGAGCAGGAUGUUCAAAAUACAUUUGAAGAGAUGGAGAAACGUUUAGGUCCAGUAAAGUUCUUGGUAAACGCAGCUGGUAUAAACAGAGAUAGUCUGUUAGUAAGAACGAAAGCUGAAGACAUGCUGCCACAGCUCCACACUAACCUCCUGGGCUCCAUGCUGACGUGUAAAGCGGCCAUGAGGACCAUGAUUCAGCAGGGUGGGUCCAUUGUCAAUGUAGGAAGUAUUACUGGCUUAAAAGGCAACACCGGUCAGUCCGUGUACAGCGCCAGCAAAGGAGGCCUCAUUGGAUUUUCACGCUCGCUUGCUAAAGAGGUUGCACGGAAGAAAGUCAGAGUGAAUGUGGUUGCGCCAGGAUUUAUUCACACGGAUAUGACAAAACACUUGAAAGAAGAACAUUUAAAGAAGAGCAUUCCUCUUGGGAGGUUUGGAGAAGCUCUUGAAGUGGCACAUGCCGUUGUGUUUCUUUUAGAGUCACCAUACGUCACAGGACAUGUUCUGGUUGUGGACGGAGGAUUACAGCUCACCAUGUAAUUAGAGAUGAUUGUGUUGUAAUGGUGAUUAGGAUCAAGCACACAUUUUCCUAUUAAUUAGGCAAUCAUAUCAUACGGGUGCCAUUUGCUAAUGGAAACAAUUGAUGCCAACAAUGAUUCCAUCUUCGUAUGAACAUGAUUCAAACAAACAACGUGUGACCAGUUGUAAUCUAAAAGGUGUGAAUUCUCUAUUUUAGAGACCAUAGAAAUUU
Acomys russatus (golden spiny mouse) is the source of this 1055-nucleotide messenger RNA. RefSeq names its product carbonyl reductase 4 (gene Cbr4). Lineage: Eukaryota; Metazoa; Chordata; Mammalia; Rodentia; Muridae. The record is from RefSeq and is a predicted model, not a curated record. Gene Ontology annotation, biological process: fatty acid biosynthetic process. Bases 134 to 844 code for a protein of 236 amino acids. Gene Ontology annotation, molecular function: quinone binding; oxidoreductase activity, acting on the CH-OH group of donors, NAD or NADP as acceptor. The transcript is spliced from 5 exons.